AUGAUGGAUAAUGAAGAAAUUAAGGUAAAAGAAAUUCAUCGUUCUCCUCUUGAAGGGCAUAAACAUUUUCCAUUUUGUGACGAAAAUUUUACUAAUAAUAUUAUACAUUGUGAUAUGAUAAAAUGUAUGAAUAAAAAAGGUCAAGAGAAAUUAAAAAAAUUAUUAAAAGUUAAUAAUAAUUUAAUAUAUGAUAAUAUUCUACAUCUUAAUAUAUAUGUUAAAAGUAUAUGGUUAUGUAUGAAUUUAAAAUGUACAUUCUCUAUUCAUGAUUUAAUAUUAAUUGCACGGUCUUUUAAAAACACAGAAAUUUUGUAUGAUAAUAAUUCUUUUAAUACAAACUUAGAUGAUUCAUUAUGUAAAGAAGAUAAAACUGUUAACUCUUUCUAUAUUUAUUUUCAUAAUUAUAAAAUUAGAAAAAAUGUAGUGAAAAUUUUUUUUCAAAACCCUUAUGUUGUUUGUUUUAUUCAUAAAAAUGGAUCAAUUCACCUACACGGAUCGGCUACAUUACGGAAAAUUUUAUUAAUUUUAAUAAAAGUGGUGAAAAAAUUAAAAUAUAAAACCUUUUGGACAUAUUUAAAACAACAAGAAGAUGACAAGAAAGAAAUGUUAAACUAUGAUAAAUAUCAAGAGGAUGACUAUAUGUCCAUUGGUAGCAAAGGAGAAUUUAGUUCUUUAUGUAGUGAUAAUAAUGGUGAUAAAAUGUUUGAAAAUAAUUAUCGACAAGACGAAAAAUAUUAUGAACAGGAUGGAAAAAAUUAUGAACAGGAUGGAAAAAAUUAUGAACAGGAUGAAAAAAAUUAUGAACAGGAGGAACAAAAUUAUGAACAGGAGGAACAAAAUUAUGAACAGGAGGAACAAAAUUAUGAACGGGAAGAAAAAAAUUAUGAACAAACAGUUCAUAUUAAUAAAAACACAAACUUAAACAACCAAAAUAAGGACGAACGGGUAUGUAGUGAUCAAUCAGAUAUAGAUAUAGAUAUAGAUAAAAAUAUAGAAAACGCAUUUGUGAAUUAUGAAAAUUUUUUGGACGAUUUUAGUGAAGAUAAUAUGAGCGAUGCAUGUGCAGAGAAACAACCAGAAGAGUUAAAUAUCAUGGAGGGAUUAGAAAAAAGUGACGAUAUUAUGUCUGACGAUAGUAGAAAUAAUGUUGACGAUUUGAACAAAAAUAUUUGUGUAACAAACGAAACGGACAUUAAUAAUACUAUUAAUAGUUGUGAACACAUGAUUAAAAAAUUAAAUGCGACGUUUGAAAAUUAUGAUUUUUAUGGAGAUGACGAAUUAUAUGAAAAGGUUAUAUCAAAAGAUAAGAACAAGGAAGAAAAAUUAGUGGAUGAUAAUUAUUAUGAUGAUAUAAACAGUGAAUGCAAUAUUAUAAAAAGCGAUGAAGAUAUUCAUUUUAAUAUAAAUAAUUUAGAUGAUGAUAUGAAUUUUUUAACAUAUGAUUUAAACUAUAAUGAUUUAAAUAAUAAUAAUAAAGAUAUAAAGAAAAAAGAAAAUAUUAUAAGUAAUAAUAAUAAAAAUAAUAUUUCCUCUAAAUCGUUUGUUAAAAUUAAUGAUAAUGACUGUUCGGAAAAAAAAAUAACAUCUUAUAAUAAUAAUAAUAAUAAUAAAGAUCAUAUAUUUGAUAAUGGUUUUUUUUAUUUUGAAGAUGAAAAAAAACAAUUAUUAAGCAAAAAGGAUAUUUAUAAAAUCGAUAAAUACCAAAAAUGGAAAUAUAUUAUAAGAGAUGAUAUUAUUUUUGAUAUGAAUUCUUUAAACAUUAAACAGUUUGUAUGUGUAUUUAAAAUUCAACUAAGAUAUUUUGAUAUAUCAAGAAUCUCUAUGUAUUCAGAAUUUAAAAAUAUUUUAAUUGAAAUAAAUAAUAUUAUAUAUAUAAGAAUUGAUCAAAAUUUCUUAAGUAAAUUAAUGGAGCAAGGCACCUUACAUAAAUAUAUUAAAACAGAUACUAUGAAUAAUCAAAAAGAAAAUAAAAAAAGUACAAUUAGGACAGUACUUUUAUUUGGAUCUGGUAAUGUUAUUAUUUAUGCUUGUAAGAGUAAGAGAGAAAUAUUAUGUAUAACUAGAUUUAUAAUUAAUGCCCUCAAAAGAAAUAACAACAUAAUUUUAUAG
Molecule: messenger RNA, 2109 nt
Organism: Plasmodium reichenowi
Lineage: Eukaryota; Apicomplexa; Aconoidasida; Haemosporida; Plasmodiidae
Exons: 1
Coding region: 1-2109 (702 amino acids)
Source: RefSeq, a predicted model, not a curated record